CAGAACUUGGUCAUCUGCUGCAAUUAUGAAGCACAACCCAAUCCUCGACUUAUCAGGGGUUUUAUUGAUGCUCGGUGUCAUCCAAGGUCAUUUCAUGUCUCAGAAAUCAUGUGAAGACCAAGGUAUGAACCACUGUGGCUCACACAAUGGGCAACAACAACAUGGGGACAACCAAAAUGGAACAUGCUACGAUCCUCAACGUGAUAUGUGUUGUGGGGGUCACGUGUACCAAAAGGGCAGGCAGGAUCAAUGCUGCAGUGGGGCUGGAGUACCGUACCACAUCAAUGAACAAAUAUGCUGUGGAGACAAAGUUCUGAGCAUUACAGAAAAUCCUGACAUAGACUGCUGUAUUUCACGUGGCAUGAAGACUGCAGUGAGCUUUAACAGGUCACAGUCUAUCUGCUGUAAUGGGGAAGUACGUGGAAAACUGCAUGGAGAUAAUACAUGGUGCUGUGGAAACGAGGUGUACCACCAGCCUCAGGAGAGAUGCUGCACCAACACCCUUUUAUUUCCCACUUCCCUGAAACAUGAAAUAAAACCAGCAUCUGAAAUCCAUGCCACCACCAGAUGUUGUGCACCUGUUGGAAAGUUCUACAAUAGUUCCACUGAGGUUUGUGACAGGGUCCGUAGAAAAAUCAUCGCUAAAACAUCACCAACCCAGACAGCUGUAUGCAAUAGAACUCUGUAUGAUUCAAACCAUCAGAUUUGUUGCAGGGGGUAAACUUCUGAAUUACAGUGAGAGUUCUGGGCAAUAUGGCUGCUGCGGUAACACUGUGUAUGACAUCAACACGCAGUUGUGUUGCAACAGUGAACAAAGUUACUCUCCUUCAAUACAGUUAUGUUGUAAUGAUGGUGUCAGGGAAGGUAGCAGUAACACAUACGGGUGCUGUGGAAAAGGUCUUUACAGACUGAGGAAUGAGGUGUGUUGUAAUGGUAAAAACCACCGUCUCAGGUCCAGGCGCCACAAGGAGUGCUGUGGCAGAGAGGCAUUCAAUCCAGGUUACACAAAAAAAUGCUGCCACUUAGAAAAUGGCUCCAGCAGAGUGUACAACUCGAGGAGAAAAUCUUGUUGUGGAGGUAAAUUGAUAAAUGGCCAGCUCGGUUGCUGUGGUAACAAUUUCUUUAACAAAUCAAAUGCAGUCUGCUGUGGAAAUCGAGUUCUUUCAACCAAUCAACCAGACAUAAUGGACUGCUGUCUAGACCCUGAAAACGGAAUUGCCAGACUAUAUAAUAUAUAUACACAGUCAUGCUGUCGAGGACAUCUACAUAGUAGGGGAUUUCAACAGUGUGGAGACAGCUGCUUUGAUCCAAGUCAAGCCACUUGUUGCAGAGGUGUCCUUCACCCUGGUCAAGGUCAAGGCUAUGAUUGCUGUGGCACACAAUUGUACAACAAUACAGUGGAUUUGUGCUGCAUGUUUGUUGUACACAAAAAUGCAAAACUUCAGAAGAGCAUAUGUUCAGGACGUAACAUUGUGGAGUCUCCCAGGAAUAGGGGAAGUACUGAAUCAGAGCACCAGGACUGCCCUACCCGUCAUGCAGACAGACAGUCUCUUAAAAAAGCAUUUCUCUCUUCUUCUGUUGUUUUGCAAGGAAAAGUUGCAAAACGGUAUUCUGUUCCAUUCUCUGCAGUCAUCCUAAAAAAUGUGCAGAUGUUAUUUUGGAUGGGACAUAAUAGCAAACCUCAGCUGAAGAAGAGGAUCAAGGUUGUCACAAAGGACACUUGUAACUGCAGCACAACUUUAGAACCACUGAAGCAGAAAGUACUAUUGAUAAAAAAAUCUAACAUGUCAGACUUCUCUACCAUUUUUCUCGGAGGAAAGGAUUUUCUUUUGAGAAGAGAUCAGAAUGUUAAGAGAAUGAUAGAAUGGUAUAAGAUCAAAAAUGCAAAAAAGGAAAUUUUAUGAAUGAUAAUACUCGUCUGGAAAUUGAGACAAAAAGACUAGCAGAGUUUGACUUUCUGAAGUGUUGUGAAAUAUUUUCAAAGCCAGCCCAUGUGAAUUCAUUAACGGCCAGCAGAUGCACUCUUAUGUUCCAUGCAUCAAAUCGAAAAAGCUGUUUACUUGGAUAAUAAUCUCAAUACUUUCAACAUUCCUGUACGUGCUCACAAAUGUGUAGAUCAAUGGGCAUUAUUAUUUAUAUUAUAUACAUUUCUGCACAUUAUUUUCUACAGUCAAGUACUUGUAAUAACACUAUUUCUUAAUUAUCUAUCUAGUCCAUUUCAUUGUGUUAUUUGUCUUUGUGAUUGUUUGUCUUUAA
This is a messenger RNA of Lingula anatina, 2256 nucleotides long. RefSeq lists its product as uncharacterized. Lineage: Eukaryota; Metazoa; Brachiopoda; Lingulata; Lingulida; Lingulidae. The record is from RefSeq and is a predicted model, not a curated record.